AUGCUCGAGUCACGCAUUUUACACGUCUCAGUCGAGGCAAUUAGUGCAAUCGCCUUUUGGCGGUGGGAAACGGCAGACCCCACGUGCCACAUCUGCACGGAACUACAGGAGUACCCUUGCCCCACUUGCCACACACCAGGCGAGGACUGUCCGCCGGCGGUGGGCGAGCUCUGUGGACACGCUUUCCACCUCCACUGCUUCCAGCAGUGGACGGCCAAGGGCAAAAACGGCAACGAGCGCAAGUGUCCGCUGUGCCGCCAGGAUUUCCAGCCCGCACCGCCGGCGAUUGACCACGUCUCGCUUUCCACGCCCGACAGCCAAAGCCUGGACAACGGCUACAGCGUCAUCCUCGGCACUCGCAGGCUCACCCGCAGCCCCCCGGCGGACUCCGCCACAGCUAGCAGCCCCUCGUCGCUGCCCAGGGUACUCCGCACCACGCUGCACGACGAGCUGCACGACCCGGAGGCGCGAGUCACGACACUCUCCUGGGACCGCGCUCCCGAGUUCUUCCAACCCGUCCCCGAAGAAACACUCAACGCCCUCCGUCUCGCUCCAGAACCCUUCUCGCCGCCACGAGAUCCAGACCCCGACAGAGCUGGACCAGAGCCCGACCCCUGA
Molecule: messenger RNA, 618 nt
Organism: Gregarina niphandrodes
Lineage: Eukaryota; Apicomplexa; Conoidasida; Eugregarinorida; Gregarinidae
Product: anaphase promoting complex subunit 11
Exons: 1
Coding region: 1-618 (205 amino acids)
Biological process (GO): positive regulation of mitotic metaphase/anaphase transition; protein ubiquitination; anaphase-promoting complex-dependent catabolic process
Cellular component (GO): anaphase-promoting complex; nucleus
Molecular function (GO): ubiquitin protein ligase activity; zinc ion binding; cullin family protein binding
Source: RefSeq, a predicted model, not a curated record